UGAUUAACAAUGAACUCUGUGAACUUGUAAAUUAUUUUUAAAAAUUGUUUUGAACCAACUUUUGAUAGUGAGCUAUUUAUCCCUUAAGUGCAUAUGGUAUCAAAUAUGAUACCGUGUCUUUUUCCCGCACAAACAUUCAUAUUUUUUUGUCCUCAUGGUCUAUUGCACGAAGAUUGAUACCUUUGCUCCCACACUAUUAAAAAAAAAACUUGCAGCCAUAGGGCAGCCAUUUUUAAACUAAACGUCAAAAGUGUCAAAUGUGCGGUAACUUUUUGCGACAGUGAAAUUUGAAAGUUUUAAUUAUUGUUUAUCCAGUGAAUCUGGUGAUAUUUUGAACAGGAAAAAUUUUUACAAGUAAGGUUGGUAUCUAUAUUUAUCAUACAUUGUAUGGGUUUUUGUUAGAUUUGUAUUAUUUGUUAUAUUUUUUUUGAUUUUGCUUUGGUAUCAAAAACGAUACUCCAUGUGAUAACGUCUUUUUUUGUGGUAUCAAAAACGAUACUCCAUGCAGUCUGCUCUAUUUUUCUACUCGCACGGUUUUUUUUACUUUUUUUGUGUUUGUUUGCAUUUUGCUGUGAUUUGGCAUGUGGCAUGGAUGAUUAAUUGAGCUUUUAUUUUUUCUACAGCAUGGUUCGUCAUAGAGCAUUAAAAGAUAAGGACAUAGAAGAUUUGCUGGCACAGUUAGAAGGUGGAGAAAUAUCGGAAGACGACGCCGAGUCUGACGGUGAUGAUCUUGAGUUUUAUCCAACACUAGAAGAACUGCAAGCAGCUCUUGAGGAAGAUGAGGCAGAAGAAGAACCUGCAAGUACGACGGAAGAAGAAAAUUUAAUACAGGAACCCGAUUUCGCUGCAGUUUUUCCUGAUCCUCCGUUGUUAAAUGAGGACAUGCCGUCAACAGGUAUGCAAGAUCCGUUCAUACCUAUAAAUGCACAAAACCUUCGCUGGCGAAAAGCUACCUUCCCAUUUUGUGAAAACCAAAUUAAAUUCAAGGGUGUCACUGCUUACCCCCCAGAGAUAAUGAAUCUACAAACACCAUAUCAGUUUUUUUCAUACUUUUUCACUCCAGAUAUGAUGGACAAAAUCGUUAAUGAGACAAAUUUGUAUUCCGUACAAAAAAAAAACCAGAACGCCCGACUACUGUUAAUGACGGACGUAAGGAAGUAUUUCGGAAUACUGAUAUUUAUGUCUGUAUUUCAUUAUCCUAGUGUCCGGUCUUACUGGGAUACUAAAUAUGGCUUUGAACCGAUUAAGCAAACAAUGCCCGUAAAUAGAUUUGAAAAAAUCAGAGAAAUCAUUCAUUUCAAUAAUAAUCAGCAACAUAAACCAAUGACACAUCCUGAGCAUGACAGAUUGCACAAAUUACGACCAGUAAUUGACCAUCUAAAUGAGAAGUUUUCUAGCGUUCCUAUGGAGCAACGCCUGUCAAUUGAUGAGCAGAUGUGUGCGACCAAAAUCGGUCACUUUAUGAAGCAAUAUUUGCCCAAUAAGCCUCACAAAUGGGGCUUUAAGCUUUUUGUGCUGUGCUCGUUAUCAGGUUAUGCUUACCGAUUUAUUAUAUAUUCAGGCAAAGACCUAGAGCCUUUACAGCCUGGUGAAGCAGACGUGGGUGUAGUGGGGAAUACAGUAAUUAAGCUUUCAAGAGGUAUUCCUUGGAAGGUGAAUCACAUAGUCUACUUCGACAACUACUACACCUCAUUACCCCUAAUGUACUAUAUGGCCAAAGAAGGAAUUUUAUGUUUGGGAACUGUGCAAAGAAACCGACUUGGAAAAAAUUGUAAGUUGCCAACAAAACCCCAAGUUAUGGCCAGAUCUGUGCCAAGAGGUUCUUUUGAUGAGUACAUAACUACUCAUGAUGAAAUUGACAUGACUGCAGUGAGCUGGAAAGAUAACAAACAAGUUAUUCUUUUGUCCACUUAUGUGGGUGCAACACCUGUUGGAACUAUUGAGCGUUAUGACAAAAAUGAGAAGACGAAAAAACCGAUUACGGCCCAAAAGUUGUUAGUGAAUAUAACGCUCACAUGGGCGGUGUCGAUUUGAUGGACUCAUUCUUAGGUAGAUACCGAAUUCGCAUGAAGACACGGAAAUGGUACCUUCGAAUUUUUUACCACCUGCUAGAUGUCACUGUAAUUAAUUCAUGGGUGUUGUAUCAAGAAGUGUGCAAAAGGAAUCAGAUUGACAAAAAGGAUGUUCUGAAAUUAGCA
Messenger RNA from Cydia pomonella (codling moth), 2198 nucleotides. RefSeq names its product piggyBac transposable element-derived protein 4-like. The record is from RefSeq and is a predicted model, not a curated record. Lineage: Eukaryota; Metazoa; Arthropoda; Insecta; Lepidoptera; Tortricidae.